AUGUCCCUCAAAACAGCAAAGAAAAUCUGGGAUUAUCUCAAGGCUGAAUAUGAAGGAGAUGAGAGGAUUCGUGGAAUGAAAGUCCUGAAUUUGAUUAGGGAUUUUGAGUUGCAGAAGAUGAAGGAGUCGGAGUCGGUGGAAGAGUACUUUGACAGACUUCUCAGCAUUGCCAACAAAGUGAGACUGCUUGGUUCUGUGUUAAAUGAUUCCAGGAUCGUUGAAAAGUUGCUAGUCACUGUUCCAAAGAAGUUUGAAGCCACCAUUACUACUCGAGAACACCAAAGACUUGUCAAAUAUUUCUCUUACAGAGCUCUUGAAUGUUUUACAAGCACGAGCAGAGGAGAAUCAAGCGAGAGCUGGUUGAUUGACAGUGGGUGCACAAAUCACAUGACAAAUGACAAGAAGUUUUUUGAGGAAUUAAGAGACACUAAAGUUAAGAGAGUGUGGAUUGGCAAUGGUGAACACUUGGAAGUCAAGGGAAAAGGUACAAUAGUUAUAACAAGCUAUGAAGGUAUAAAAUUUAUUCCAAAUGUUUUAUUUGUACCUAAAAUUGAUCAAAAUCUCUUAAGCGUUGGUCAGUUACUUGAUAAAGGCUAUAAAGUGUUGUUUGAGAAUACGCAGUGCUUGAUCAAAGAUGCUAAUGGCAAAGACUUGUUCAAUGUAAAAAUGAAAGGAAAAACCUUUGUUCUAAAUCCGAUGGAGAAAGAGCAGAUGGCCUUUAUAUCCAGAACUAGUGCCACUGAGAUUUGA
This is a messenger RNA of Cucurbita moschata (crookneck pumpkin), 750 nucleotides long. RefSeq lists its product as uncharacterized. The record is from RefSeq and is a predicted model, not a curated record. The transcript is spliced from 2 exons. The coding region runs from base 1 to 750 and encodes 249 amino acids. Lineage: Eukaryota; Viridiplantae; Streptophyta; Magnoliopsida; Cucurbitales; Cucurbitaceae.